GCAGACUUUGGAUUCUUUGAACGACUGAAGUUCGAGAGAGAGAGAGAGAGAGGGGGAGAGGGAGAGGGCUGAGUAAAGGGUAGCCAUGUAAGGACCCUAUUUUGCUGAUUUUUUUUAUGAUGGAAAGUUCUGUUAGCUAAUCACUAUUCAAUAGAGAGAAAGUCUGGAAAUUGUUGAUUGAAACUAAAGAAGCUUGUCCUUUGACUUCUGUUUGUUAUCUUCUCCCUCAGUAAUAAAUAUAAAAUCUCUAAGUGUACAACCCAUUUCUCCUUGGUCCUUACAAAAAAAAAAAAAAAAAAAAAAAAACUCUUUUCUUUCUCACGCCUGGCCUUUCAAGCAGCCUGCUUAUUUUGAAACAACUUCCUGGGUUUCACAGAGGAAGCUCCCCAAGAGAGACAGAGAGAUGGGAAGGGCUCCUUGCUGUGACAAGGCUAAUGUGAAGAAAGGGCCAUGGUCACCAGAAGAGGAUGCAAAGCUUAAAGAUUAUAUAGCGAAACAUGGGACAGGAGGAAAUUGGAUUGCUCUUCCUCUGAAGGCUGGUCUUAAAAGAUGUGGGAAAAGCUGCAGAUUAAGAUGGCUAAACUAUCUCAGACCCAACAUCAAGCAUGGAGAUUUUUCUGAUGAUGAAGAUAGAAUAAUCUGUAGCCUCUAUGCCAACAUUGGAAGCAGGUGGUCAAUAAUAGCAGCUCAGUUGCCAGGCAGGACUGAUAAUGAUAUCAAGAACUAUUGGAACACAAAGCUUAAGAAGAAGCUGAUGGGAAUGAUGAUUUAUCCUUCUGAAGCAAAAUUACCCCACCAAUUACCUGCAAGUUUUUCUUCUCUUCUUCAUCAAGCUUCAUCAUCAUUACCAUCAUCACCAUCUACUGUAAUAUCAUCAUCAUCAUCUUCAUAUACCCUAGCUAGGUCUGUAGCUGAACCUAUUCCAUUUUCAAAUCCUUUGAGCAGUAGUAAUAAUAAUAACUUCUUCACUACUACUGCAUCUAUCCUCCCACCCCAAGACAGCAGCUUUCUGGCUGCUAUGCAAAUUUAUCAAAUGAAAGAUAGCUGCAGCUCUUCUGAUGGGAGUUGCAACAACCAGAUCAGCUAUGGCAAAGAAUUAGAGUAUGAAUAUGGUGGGGCUGGUGGUGGUGGUGCUGCAAGUACAACUGAACAAAUGGGUUUACAAAAUUAUUUCUACAAUGGGGUUGAAGACGGCCCGAAAUUACUAGGUGUUGGUGGUGGGUGGGGUGAGAAGCAAAAUGUGUUAUGGGGAGUCAAUCCAAUAAUAGACUAUGGUCUAGAAGAGAUUAAGCAGCUUAUUAGCACUAGGAAUUGUAGCAACAACUUUUUGUUUGAAGAAAGCAAGACAGCAGAGGAAAGGGUCAUGUACUAUUGAUGCUGACUGUGAGUAAAAUCACAAAGAUUUGAAGGGUUGUAAAAGAAAAAGAAGGGAUUGGGGUUUGAAAUCAAACUUGAAAAUUUUCAGAUUUGCUGGGGAUAGGAUGGGAUUGAGUGUUUUCCUAUGGAGAACACUUUUUUGACAGUACAUGUGAAAAGAUUUCCUUUGAGCAUUUCUUUUUGGGAA
Hevea brasiliensis (rubber tree) is the source of this 1564-nucleotide messenger RNA. Its product is annotated as transcription factor RAX2. Bases 404 to 1375 code for a protein of 323 amino acids. The record is from RefSeq and is a predicted model, not a curated record. The transcript has 3 exons. Lineage: Eukaryota; Viridiplantae; Streptophyta; Magnoliopsida; Malpighiales; Euphorbiaceae.